UGUUUAAAUUAUAGUGUUUUAUGAAAAACACCGUCCGAGUAAGAUAUUUAGAGAAGUUUCGUUCGAAAUUAGAUUAACAUUAGAGUCCACAAUGGGUAGCGGGCAGUCCGUCCGCGCCUCGCACUUCUCCCGACCGCCGGCGCCACCAACGGACGAACAGGACCCCCACAUCAGCAUCUCCAACAAAAUGGUAGAACGGCUUGUUGAAGAUGCUACUCUCACUGGUGGAGCGGCGGUAGCGCCGCCAGUGGCGCGCAAGCCACCACGGCAGGAUCUUAAGGAGAAGAUACUCACAGAAAAGAUGAAGUGUCUGGAUGAGACGCACUCGGAGAGGAGCAAAAUAACAGUAGAUGACAUCAACUCACUGGUGCGCCGCAUAGAGAUGCGGUCCUCUAACAUGCCGAGUAUGGAGCCCGUGUGUCCCGAUUACCAGCAGCGCAUAAUCGACUGCUACAAUGAGGGGGAGGCAGGAGGGGAUGUGGUGCAAUGUUGGAAUACCAUCGGUGAGUUUUCCCAGUGUGUAGCGGCGGCGGGCGCGGCCCGGUUACAAGCGCAGUCCCAGCUCGCAGCAACAGCGCCACGGCGACACAAUCUGCUUUCCGUGCGCGGCUUGUCGCCAUAACCAGUCUUCCAGAAGG
Messenger RNA from Cydia fagiglandana, 638 nucleotides. RefSeq lists its product as uncharacterized. The transcript has 5 exons. The coding region runs from base 92 to 622 and encodes 176 amino acids. Lineage: Eukaryota; Metazoa; Arthropoda; Insecta; Lepidoptera; Tortricidae. The record is from RefSeq and is a predicted model, not a curated record.